Messenger RNA from Trichoplusia ni (cabbage looper), 3314 nucleotides. RefSeq lists its product as uncharacterized. The coding region runs from base 380 to 2377 and encodes 665 amino acids. Lineage: Eukaryota; Metazoa; Arthropoda; Insecta; Lepidoptera; Noctuidae. The transcript has 2 exons. The record is from RefSeq and is a predicted model, not a curated record.
AACUCGCGUUUUGGCCAUAAAAAGGGGCGAUCGAUCAAAAACAGGCUUUUCAAAUAAGUCAGGAGUCUGUUAGAACACGCUGGUAUCAUAUGGAAUGUCAUAUACCUGCUCCUUUACUCAGUAUCUGGGGUACUAUCGAGUAGAAGGCUACAGUAUCUUUAAGAGCACUAGAAGAGAAUCCGAUGUAUAAGAGCCUUUAUAGCAAAGCGUGCAUCUUGCAAAGUCUGCAUAUUAAUGCUCGACACGCUUGCAUGAAAUGUUUAAGUGACCUUAUAGAACACUACGAGUAGUAGGUAUAUGUAGGCAUUACAAUUAUCAGAUAGAUAGUUCCACUGGAGAAAUGAAGUCGACGGACUGAGAUUAAUUUCUACUUAAUAACAUGGCUCAGCUAGUGAAGGGGAGCACAAGGCUACGCUCGGUUCCAGUCCGGUUCAGAUAUCUAUUCCUGCUCGCCACUGUAUUCGGUAGCAGCUUCCUCCUUAUUUCGAUUACUAACCGCACAGACAUAUUGCUCGUUAACAACGACCAACCUUUGUCCUCCUUGGAUCUACACCAUUAUGAUCUCGUACCCGAAACAAGUUUCACCAUAAAAACUGAUGGUUGCACCAUUCCUGGGUUAAUAGCUCUAGAUGAAAGUAUCAAACCAUUUAUUCGUCCUCCGACAGAUUUAAAGGAAUGUCCGAAUGCUAAUUACACUCUUUUACAACACAACGAAACACAUAUUUGGAUUGAUAAGGAUAUUUUACAAUAUUACAAUGUGCCUAAAGACGGAAAUAUGUCUUGUUGUUAUAAGUCAUUUUACAGACCCAAGUCUAUCGCUAAUGUUUUCUCUGAACACGUCGAUGACAGAGUUCAAUACGACGAUUGUGUGGAAUUCGUCAACUAUAUUGAAGUAGAACACGAAUUUGUAAGGGUGUCCUGUGAAUAUGACCAAAAAACUGUUUACGAUCAAUUCUUCCUAUUCGCCAUUAAGAAAAUGUUCGAUUUUACAGAACAUAGAUUUGGGCAGAACAUUAUGAACACCCCACCAAAGAAUGACACACCAUUUUACAAUGUGAUUGUAAUGGGUAUCGAUGCUAUCUCCAGGCUAAAUUUUUAUAGAACAAUGCCUAAAACUCUGGACUACCUUAAAAAGAAGGGUGCUAUAGAAUUAUUAGGGUACAACAAAGUGGGUGACAAUACAUUUCCCAAUUUAACUCCAAUGUUGUUGGGCAUCAAAGAAACUGAUUUAAAGAGAACAUGCUGGCCACAUGACGGCGCAAGUUUUGAUAACUGCCCUUUUAUCUGGCAGUGGUUUAAAGAAGCCGGUUUUUAUACCGCCCUUGGUGAAGAUAGUGCAAAGUUAGGGACAUUUAAUUUUGCUAAAAACGGUUUUAUUAAAACUCCUACAGAUUUUUAUAUUCGCACAUUUCUACACGAAGCAGAAGUUAAUGUUGGUAACACUAAAGAUUUUAACUCAUAUAUUUGUAUGGGUAACAAGUACUUUUAUAAAGUGCUCUUAGACUACAUUGAAAGUCUAAUGUCUGCUCUGAGAUAUUCGAAACUGUUUGGAUUUUUUUGGGAAGUAUCAAUGAGUCAUGAUUACCUCACAUAUCCAAUGGCUAUGGACGAUAGUUACAAAAACUUUUUCGAAAAGCUUGAUAGUUAUAAUUAUUUAGAUAAUACGGUUUUAAUACUGUUAAGUGAUCAUGGCAUAAGAUGGGGUGCCAUACGAUUAACUAAACAAGGGCGAUUAGAAGAGCGCCUGCCUUUUGUUCACAUUUUAUUGCCACCGUCAUUUCAAGAGAACUACAACCUAGCCUACAACAAUCUGAAACAAAAUAGCAAACGACUUACAACACCAUUUGAUAUGUACGCCACUCUCUCAGAUCUAAUCAACUUAGAAGAAAUAAGUAACGAAAAAAUCAAGCAACGCACAAAAUCGUCUUACACUGAAAACAGAAGCAUUAGUCUAUUUUUGCCCAUACCGAAGAAUCGAACUUGUAAAUCCGCUGAGAUAGACGAUCAUUGGUGCACUUGCCAUAAAGGUAUUAAACUAUCAACAAAAAGUUUUGAAGCCCGUAAUGCGGCCGAACAACUAGUAAAACAUUUAAAUAAAUAUUUAGAGGAAUACCGUCAGUGUGCAGUGCUGUCCCUGGCUGAAGUGCUGGAGGUGACUGAGAUGAUGGCAGGCAAGCCGAGGAAAGACGAAAUAGGGUGGCGCGAGUUUAUGGUGGUAGUGCGGACCACACCGGGCGACGGCGUGUUCGAGGGCACGCUGCAACACCGGAACGACAAGUGGACGCUGGCCGGCACCACCAGCCGCCUCAACCUGUACGGCGACCAGAGCCACUGCGUGCACCACUACCAGCUCAAGCUGUACUGCUACUGCCGAUAGCUGGCACUCUCUAAACCUAACUACUAUGUUAUGGAAAUGAAAAGCUGUGAUAUUUCCAAGUGUUAUAAGAGAAUAAGGUAAAAUAUUUAUUUACGUAAAAGUUUAUUGAUACAAAUACCGGGCCUAAUACUUAUCGGUAAGAAUUUACUUUGAUUGUUUGCAAGGAAUGUGAUAUGUUUGUACAUGUACAUAUAUAAGGAGACGACUGUAGUUAAAUUAUGUAACUUAGAGUGUAGACAAGUUAGUAAAAAUGUUGUAGAAAUGUAAAUGCUUUACAUCUCAUGUACAUAUCUUACUCAUUGUAAUAAGGUUUUCGCAAUGACAUAUCUCUUCAUGAGGUGGUAUGCUGAUCAUUGUUUCUUCCAAAGAUUGUUGUUGUUGUUAGUACGGAUUAAGUACUUAUCUACCAAGUUUAGUGAUAAUUAUAUAUCUUCUAAGCUAUAGUAUUGUAUUUAUCAAUAAAUGUUUAGAUGUUGGUGUAUGUGACAGCAAUAUUAAGAUAACAACAGAAGAUCUUUAAAUAGGUUUAGAACUUAGCGGGCCUACCACCACCUUGUAAAGUAAGAACAUGGCCUUUGUGGAAGAGAAACACUGCCCAGCACCAUGAUAAAUGCGCGAAAUACAAAGCAUCACUUGUUAACAGUCCUAAUUGGUGGUAGGGUGGGCCUGGAAUAGAGAUAACGACUGGGUACAAAGAGUAACAACCUUAUUAGUCCAUCAGAUAAAUAAUAAAAAAAUAAUAGAUAUGUAUUUUUACCUUUUUCUGAAAAAAACAAGUUGUACCAGAUAAACUUGUUUAAAGUUUCAGGAGUAGCCUGGAGAAGUAAUAACUUCGCAAAUUUUAUACACAGAUGCGACGUCACGCCAAAGUUCAUUCACGGUUAUUUUAUCAAUUAUGUUUGCAGAACAAAGUAAAAAUGCGUAUUUAUUUAUUAUA